Molecule: messenger RNA, 677 nt
Organism: Penaeus monodon (black tiger shrimp)
Lineage: Eukaryota; Metazoa; Arthropoda; Malacostraca; Decapoda; Penaeidae
Product: cuticle protein 19-like
Exons: 4
Coding region: 1-348 (115 amino acids)
Cellular component (GO): extracellular matrix
Source: RefSeq, a predicted model, not a curated record
AUGAUAUCCCAAGCUACUGUAAUCCUAGUCCUGUUGGCCGCUGCACAUGCAAACCCAGACAAUUAUGGUCCAGUAUAUGCCUCUGGCCCUAUUCCGUACGGUUUCAACUACGCUGUGAACGACGCUUACAAGGGAACCAACUUCGGCCAGACGGAGAAGUCCGACGGAAAUAGCCUGUGGGGAUCCUACACCGUCGCCCUCCCCGACGGCCGCAAACAAACAGUUGACUACACUGCAAACCACGGCAGGGGAUUCGUGGCCAAGGUCAGCUACUCCGGCAAGACUCAGCACCCCAGAGUUUCCGGUCCUGCCGUCGUCUUCCCACAAAACGGAGGCGGAUACCACUAACUGUAUUUACCAAACCUCAUUUUCCAUGUAUAAUAGAGCAAAUGUAGAUAAUAUUUACAUACUGAAUAUAAAUCACAUCAUGAAAAAGUGGUUUAUUAAUUUAAACUGACUACUUGCAUAACAAAAUGAAUGCAAGCGCUUAAUAUCACACUAAUAAAUCAGACUUGAAAUGAUGUCAAUCUAAAUGAGUUUCAUACACCGAUACACUGUAUUUCUGCAACAGACCUACUUAAAAAUAAUUUCACAUGAAGGACUUUAAAUUGCUGAUAAAUACAUUAUGAAACACAAGAAGGUAAAUAAAAACAAAAAUAACAUACAUAGGGAGGAGG